UGGAAAGAAAUCUGUGGGCGCGCUCUUUAUGGCAAGUCUCAAAAGAAAGGGGGUGGGGGUGGGUGCGAGCAGCAGCACGUGAACGCGCCGUAUUUGUCGGAGACGGACGGGGUGCAGCUGGAAGAAAAAAAACACGCGCUCGCUCGCGCGCGCACGCUACUCCUCUCCCUCGUUCUCUCCGUUCUCGCGCGCGCGCUCGAGCGCGUACGUCGAAGGAAAGCGGUGCGGCGGCGACGGAGGGGGGAGAGCGCGCGAGGCAGCAGCUGCGUCAUGACGGUGACACCGCCCGCGCACCGUUAGGGGCAAAAAAAAAAAAAGGAAAAGAGAGAACGGUGGAGCAUGGCGCGCGACUCGGGAACCUUUUGUUCGUUUGUCCGGAAACCCUGGAGCGCGACGGGAAUAAGGAUGGAGCGGUAGGGGGGCCAAGACCAGGCGCGAUUAACGCGCGCGUCCACCUGCUGCUACACACACACACACACACACACACACCGGGGGGAUACGGUCAGCGCUUGAGAGAGAGAGACCCCCGUGGGGAAAGGAUGAAGAUGCUCACACGCUAAUCGCAGGGGAAGGAAGAAGGAGGAAGAAGACGCGCGUAUAACGGGCGGACGGAGGAAAACCCCGAGACAGGAAGGUCAAACAGUAAGAAUGACGUUUGUGCAGUGCAGACUUUCUCCAGAUUGAUGGAUGUGCUACAGGAGUCGCGAUUCGCAGGGCAUGAGCGCUGCCCUAGUCCUCCUAAUGCCACCGACCACGACUCGCAUGAUCAUCUCUCUGACAAGUCGCAUGUUCUGACGCACUGUGACUCCACCGAGCCUUCUCUUCUUUCUCCACCCACUCUGGAUUCCUCCAGUCAGACAGCCGAAGUUCCCUUCAGUGUGGCAGACCUGCACGAUGAGUCUGUCUCCAAAGCCACCUCUCUCUCCUCCCUCUCUUCAUUCUCUUCUCUCUCUUCGCUCUCCUCCCUCACUUGCUCCAAGCCCUUGAGUCCUUGGUCCAUGCCUCAGAGCUGUGACAGGCCACCCCUUUCCAGCAUGGAUUCUGGGGGAGCAGACUGCAUAAGCUGUCUACUUCCAAAGAACCAAUCAUGCGAGUCCGUUCUUGGAUUAACUUCAGAUUUCCAGUCCUGCCCUUCCUCAAACAUCAGCAUGCAGUGUCUCAGCUCUGUCGCCAGUACGGGCCGAUAUGGUGACCAAGUGCUAUCUGAUCAGCUCCUCAGUGGUCCCCCCCUUCCACCCGGAAUUAAUGAAAAUGCAGAAGAAGGCAAGUCAUUGCGGGAAAGCGAAUCAGAUGACGAUCCCACCUCUAGGAGUAUAUACGAGAGCUUGGGGGAGGAGGCUCAAGACUGGAGCUGCCUGGAGUCCCUUAUCAGCGAGAGCCGAAUGGAACUAUUAGAUUUGUGCUCUCGCAGUGAGCUGGCAGUCAAUUUGUUCUGUGAGGAAGAUGUGGAAAACUACAUGUUCCAGGAUGAAGAGUCAAAUCUGGGUACUGAUGUCUGUUCGCUCAAAAUUCGCUACGAGUCCUACCCGGAUGUGGCACAAGAACGGACUGAGGUCCCCCUUCAAGACGAAUCUCAACUAGGCUUUUUCCCCACUCUUCCUUGUAGCAGGACAGAAAGCUUGCAAGACAAGGCAGAUCAAUCAAGUGAGGACAAGAUAGAGGCCCCCACAACCCCCAACAGCAAUUUCCUUUUUGACCUCAGUAACUCACCAGAGGAUUCUGGUGAGUUCAGUGAUGACAGCUACUGCACGGGCUCAUCUCCUGACACCUGGCAAGCCCAGCAACCCCAUGGGCAACUGUCCAGGGAGAAUUCUAGUUCCUCUAGCCAGCUUAGCUACCGUCUUCGUGCCAAGAGGAAGGUUGCAUUCAGAGAAGACUACCUAUACGAUGUGGACUCCAUAGAGAGUGAAAGGAAUGCAGAAAAGCGCAAGAAGCUGUCAGUUGGACCUAAGAAAGAGUGGGACGAUGAGUGGUGCCCAAAGAAGCGGCGCCGGUCAUGUCGGAAGGAGCCACCGGUCAUCAUUAAAUACAUCAUUAUAAACCGCUUUAAAGGUGAGAAGCACAUGCAGGUGAAGUUAAGUAGAGUGGAACCUUCAGUCUCUGUUGUAAAUCUGAAUCCAGAUACCUUACUGCACUAUGAAAAACUGGCACCUCUGAAGGCCUACUGGCAGAAGAAGGAAAAGGAACAGCAAGAGCAGAACUCCUUAGCAGCUGCAGACAAAACCAAACGCCUCAAUGGCUGCAAAAGGCCUCCGAGCUCUACCCCUAAACGCAAACAAAGGCGCGCAAGACUCAGGAUUCAGCGGGUCCCUGCUGUAGAGACUCCAAUCCCCAGCCAAACUGCUGCUACCUUGUGUAACAAUCAACAAGAAAUGGCUGACUCAGUGAAAAGCACAGAAGACCUACAAGGGGCUGCAACACACGAUGCCUUGGACAAAGUAGAGACAGGUAAAACUACACACCCAGCCAGGGCUAAGAGCAGGACUCAAGAGAGAGAGGAGAGGAGGAAACUAGACAAAACAGUAAAGAUAAAGAAAUUCAAAAGUGAAGCCAGGCUGAGGGCUAAAAAGCUACAGGAAGCACAGAUAGAGGAAAAUGUCACUGCCUCUGAACUUACAGAGUUAAGUUCUUGUUUACCUGAAAACCUUAGUGACUCUUUGGAAAGUAAUCUUCUCACAAAUGAGACCUCGGCUGAAAAAUGCACUUUGACUCCCACUGCCCCUGGGACUAAUGAGAACGUGGACCUCUUGCCUGGUGGAUAUCUACAGACACUUCUGGAAGCUUCUGUUUCCUCCAGCAGUACCAAUGGGACAUAUUUUUCUACAGACCAGCAGCAGACAGGGUUGCUAUCAGUUGCAGACCCACUGCAACCAGUUCAGACUUGUGUUCUCUCCCCUCCCUCAGAAUCUGAGCUCCCACAGUCACCCCAGCCUCUCAAUCACAUCCCACACCAAACACCAUUCCCUGAAACAGACCACCCUGAGCAAAGCUACUCUGUCAAGUGGCCUUCUCAACCCACAGUUGAGCAGCUUGCAUUUUCCCCUGACAUUCCAACUCAGUCCCCAGUUAUGCCAUCAGGCUUUCCCAGGCCAAUGCCUGUACUAGCAGGAGAAGGCACAACAGUGACAGGGUAUAGCCAGGUACCACUGGGUACCUGCAGGAUGGCAUUUGAAGAACCACUUUUGCCAGAGCCCCAUUCGGAUACAGAUUAUGGGCGCAGUCCGGUGGGUUCACGAGCUGAAAACGGCAUGGGCCGACUUGUCAGCUUUAACUCCCUGGGAUCUCUUUCUGCAGCUUCAAGCAACUAUAGUUCUCUUAGCCUAAGAGAUAAUGAAAGAGAAAGAGAGGAGGAGAUGAGUGAGAUCAGUGAUGGUUUCCUUUCACACUGCAGCCCUCAGCUGGUUCUGCAGCAGAGUCUUGAGGAGAUCACUCCACUUCGAGAGUCCACUGACUUGCUUGACAUAUCAAACUUCACCCCUGACAAGUUCCGGCAUUCCUCCUUGUCUGAAAUGUCCCCGCCUGACACACCAAGCCCCUCACCUCAGCUUCUAGGGAACUGUGGCAAAGGGGGAGGGUUUGUAGAAGCAGCAGGGGCUAAUGUAAGGUGGAGCUGCAGCACUGUCCCACAAGUGGAGCAAGAUGCUUCACAAAAGACACACCUCAUACAAACCUUCACUGAGGAGGAGGAUGACGAAGGGCUUCAAGGUCUUAAGAGGUCUAAAAAGAAGGGAGGAAAGAACGGACAAAGCACUAAAAAGACCAAAACUCCUAAGGCGGCUAAAGGUGAGAAGGUUAAGCUUCCAAAACAGGGUUCAAAUUCUGCUAAGAAAAUUAAGGCCUUAUUAGAGGGCAAAGCAGCUAAAUGUGACAGGAAAUUAGAUAGCGGCGCUCCUUCUCCAACCCCAUCCCUGAACAUGAUAGGGGCUCAGGGGGACUGGCCGCAUGCUGGUGCCCUAUCAGAUGAUGAUCAGGGUGAGUUCCAAGAACCGUCAAACAUCCUGUCCAAUAUUGUCUCGGGCAUGGCAGAGGUGCAACGCUUCAUGCGGGCUUCUGUGGAACCACUUUGGGGGCCUUGUCUUUCUCCUGGCCAGCACACUCUCCAAAGCCAAACACUAAAAAUACUUGGUAGCAGUGCUGACCUUAAGAAACGGGGUAGUGCAUCAGGGGCAAGUAAGGGGAAGAAAGGGACAGGUGGCAAGACCUCAUCAAAACUUCUUGCACCGGGCUUCUUCCCUCCUAUCGGUUUGGAUUGCCUUCCACUUCCUCAUCGACCUGCUCACAAAAAGAUGUACCGGCACAAGAGCACCACAAAGUUUGCCCGCGACGAAGUUUUAUCGGGUAAAAGGGAUAUUAAAGGAGUUGCACUGGCAGCUUUGGUAGAGAAACAGAGGUAAUAUUUUCUCUUUACAAAGUACCCAUGUCAAUCCUUGUUUCUUCUCAAGUCUUACUGAGCCACCCCACACACUCACACACACACACACUCACACAAAAUCCAGAGCUGCAAGGCACUGACUUUACCCAAAAUCCUUUGCCUGCCCCACAGGAAAGUGGGUACACCCUGCAUGACAGCCCUGCUAAGCUACCUACUGACUAAGUGGAGUCACUGUUUCACAGCUGCAUCUAUCUGCCAUUUGCUGCUUUGUUGCAUUUUUUAAUCAAUUUAUUUCUUGAUCAUUUUUUUUUUAAAUAAGACAAUGCCUUGAAAGCCACCUACUCUGGUGUGUAGUAUUAAUGUAGGGGGGUUGUUUUCUUUUCUCAUCACAGGUCAAACGCUAUAAGUGUUUAAUCCGUGUGCAAACACUGUUGUUUAAAACAUCACCUUGCAAAAUGGUUGCCUUCUGUUGUUUAGGGGUCAAAGGUUUUUUUCUUCUCAUUAAGAAUUUUCCAGUGUUACUGUGCCAACCAUUCGGGAAUAUGGAUUCAGAAAACUCCACGGGUAGCGCAUAAUUAGGGGAGGACAUCAAACUUUUGUAUAAGGCGUUUGUGUCUUAAUGUAAUAGUUGUCUUUAGUAUUACGUUUAUUUACGGUUCGAGUAUUGAGGGUUCGGUCACCGGUGCCAUAGGCUGACCCGAGUCCUCUCUGCCAGUAUCGAAAUGCUGUUGUACAGGAACAUAUGCACUAUUUACAAAAUAAGAUUAUAUCAAACAUGUUUAAAAAUGAACGUGCCAAAAUAUGAACAAUUAUGUGUACAGAACAUUUUUAUCGACAUAAUAAAUAUUUGCUGUUUUUUAAUGUGGUGGUGGCUGUGGGAAUGUAUGUGUGCGGUGCCGGGGUGGGUUGGAGAAUCAUUUCGGAUUUUACUGUUGUUACAUAUGCAGACAUCGGUCCGUGGAGUAUUCUGUACAAUCGGGGAGAACCAUAUCAUAAUUUUUCUUUUUCUGAUUGUUCUGUUCAAUAUGACCUGCAGGUUCGCGAAGAAAGAAGAGUUGUAACAUUGUUGUAACUACGCAUGUGCCAAAUCGAAAUUAUUUAACGAUUUAUCACAAUUAAUUCUUUUUUUUUUCAACGUCAUGAAUGAUGUGACUUGGUGUCUGUUUCCGCCUGUUUUCAUAAGGCAGCGGAGAAUUCGUAUUUAGGAAAUUAAAGCCAAAAGAUUUAUGCUAGCUAGAAGGGAGGACUUGAUUUACUAUAACUCAAUACUUUAUCACAGUUCACAGUACAAAUCACAGAGUGCAGUGCCAAUAAAACACAAUGGUAUAAACAAGAAAACCACACUGAAAUAAUAUAAUUAAUAAUUCAAAUUUAUUAUGAUAUUUAUUGUCACUUGUUUGCUAGCAAGUAACCUAUUACACCUACUCGUAGGUGCUACUUUAACUAGGUAUAUAAAAAUAAGCUAUAAAUCAUCAUCUAGUCAAAAACGAUCAAUGGAACAUAGUUCGUUCAGAGAGUUCUUUUUGAGGACAUUAAAAGAGUACUUCAAUGCUGCAUUAAGGCUAAAGAGUACUUUUACUUAAUAUUAGCACAUACCUAAUUCUUCAUGACCUUCUAAGUGAUGUGUAGGGCCAAACUUUUGCCCCAAGAUGGGUUAAAUAUUCGAGCAUGUGCAGAUGGAACUGGACUAGCAGCACCAUAAAUCAGUACAGAUCAUUAAAAAGGGUGAUUUUUUUCCCCUCGUAUUUCCUUUUCAUGAAGAUCGCGUUCCCUAAUAGACUCGAAUAAACUCCAUCACGUUUGAGUUUUUCCGACUAAACAGGACCAAAUGUUUUUCUUUUUGUGUUUGCUCGCGAUAUGCAUGCAUAACCAUGAUAUUCAAGCUACGUUGUGCAUGCGGAUGCCCUUAUUUAGCAUCUUAUUUUGUUUUAAUUUUAUCCUCUUGCGAUGUUUCAGUGUUAUUUAAUGUUUACAAAAAAAUUAUAAUAAUAAAUUAAUGCUAGUUCCCCGGCAUUCCCUACCAUUCAUACCCCCCCAAUGUUUAUUUAAUUUAUAUUUAUUUAUUUUUUGGGAUCAGGGACUUACACAGAAUUCCCACUUAAAGAAAUGUAUGGAACACUUUGAAAAAUAAUGCAUCCACGUGCCAUAUUUACGAAUGUAUUACACCUUCAUGUAUUUUUUUUAUUUUGCAAAACAAAUUUUUUUCAUCCUGUAUUUAAAGAAAAAUCCUGUUUGUACCAUCUGGUAUCUUUUUCCAGGAGGAUUAUUAAACUUCUUGAUGUAAGGGGGAAAACAUUUAACAACCUGUAUAUUUUUCAUCGUGCCAAUUUGUAACAUAUUUUCUAAGUGUAUAUUUUUCUUAGAAAGUGCUGUGAGGUUUGUUUCUUGAUGUGGCUUCUGUCCUUAUUGCCUCCCGAGGCAGUGAAAAAGGUCACUGAAUUAUCAUGGGAUUUUUUUUUGUCUUAAAGCCAAAAAUUGUGAAAGACGAAAAAAGAAAAUCCUGUGGUAAAAGAGAGAAAAAAAAAAAGCUGUGGCUUUGUUGAGUUUUUUUGUUAUUGGACCAAUCUUAUUGUGAGAGUGUUGUGCUCUAGUAAAUCAAUUACUGAUUUAAAAAAUAAAAAUAAAUAAUUCAUGAAAACAGACAGCUAAUUAAUGAUGACACUAAUUUGUGAUUUAAUCUCUGUUUUAUAGAUUUUAAUGUAAAUUAUUCUAGUAUUUUGUUUCUGUUGUAUCCGUUUCAAAGGUUUAAAUAUUUGUGAACCAGCCUGUAUGGUGAAAAAUGUAAUAUUGGUAACUGGAGUUUUGUAAUCAUGUUUAUGGAAUAAAUAUAAAUUUAAAAAUA
Molecule: messenger RNA, 7214 nt
Organism: Silurus meridionalis
Lineage: Eukaryota; Metazoa; Chordata; Actinopteri; Siluriformes; Siluridae
Gene: nexmifa
Product: neurite extension and migration factor a
Exons: 3
Coding region: 684-4394 (1236 amino acids)
Biological process (GO): negative regulation of cell-cell adhesion mediated by cadherin; negative regulation of neuron migration; negative regulation of cell-matrix adhesion
Cellular component (GO): nucleus
Source: RefSeq, a predicted model, not a curated record